Messenger RNA from Fusarium redolens, 621 nucleotides. RefSeq lists its product as uncharacterized. The record is from RefSeq and is a predicted model, not a curated record. The coding region runs from base 1 to 621 and encodes 206 amino acids. The transcript is spliced from 2 exons. NCBI's taxonomy places the organism in Eukaryota, Fungi, Ascomycota, Sordariomycetes, Hypocreales, Nectriaceae.
AUGCUCGAUGGCUGGGUUGGCUUCUCAAACAAAAAGCCUAAUGAGUUCGGUAUCAACCUCUCUACCGGGGAGCAGUCUUCCUUCAAGGACAUUGGUUUCACUGAACCUCAGGGCAGUGCUCCCUUCAGUCGUGUCCCCGUCUUUGACUUCUACGCCACUGGUGGCGGACGAGUUGAGCACUCCAACUUCAACAUGAGCUCCAACGCGAAGGACGUCAAGGUUACUCUCAAGAUCCAGCACUACAAGACUGUCCCAUUUGAACCUGGUUCAUGGAACGUCGAUGUCAAGAGCCUUAUGGCCAAGCUCGGUGCCAAACCGCCCGCCAUGUUCCAAAAGGUCCGCCCCACGCAGAUGCUCAUCGCUCAGGGUGUCAGCAUGGAGAUCAGCUUCGGCGGUGACGCCAAGACGGCUUUUGACCAGGACUACAAGAAGACGGUUCAAGGUGGCGGUGGAAUCAGUGUUUUCGGAUUCCGCAUCGGUGCUUCCGGCUCCUCUUCUGAGGAGAAUGAGUCUCACGGUAAGACCUGGGACUCUAGCUCCGGUAUCCUCACUAUCAAUGCUGAGAACUCUCGCGCGUCCGCCAAUGUUCUGGCUGUCAUGGGUGAGAUUGUCAGCGCUUAG